Molecule: messenger RNA, 550 nt
Organism: Cladocopium goreaui
Lineage: Eukaryota; Dinophyceae; Suessiales; Symbiodiniaceae
Source: the annotation of a GenBank genome assembly
CCAUCACAUGCCUGGCCAACAGUCCCCGGCAUGAGUGAAGCCAUUUGGAGCAUCAUGGAGAAUGAAGGCUGAUGCAGCAGCAGCAAUCCGGUUGGAGUGAAAGCCAGCUUUUCGAUCUUUGAUCAUGAAGGUCUCGAGGAGGUUUCCCGUCAUCAAGUUGAGGGAAUGGUUGAUGCCGAGCAUGAGCCUGAAAAUUCGAGCAUCCUCACUGUCAUGAGCCAGCGUGAAAGGGUCCAAGGUGCUGAUGCAAGCUUCGGAGCCGCUGGUGGUUUCGAUGGAGGUGCAACUACAAACCUGGUCCUGCUGCUGGUGGUGGUGGUGGUGGUGGAAAACCAUGUCAAGGAUGUUUGGUGCCAACCAUCAAGCCAAAGAAGAAAGUGUGGCAUGAGGACCUUGCUGAAAGCUCUCCUUGGGAACCAUGUCGAGAAGGAUGAGGACAUUUUCCUCGCUUGGGUCAGCAAAGAGGUUCAGAGUCAGACUCUUCCAGAGUGACCCGAGUGAAACUUGACGCAGCAGUCAUGGCCAUGGUGUGAAACAGCUCAACUGCUAG